Messenger RNA from Malassezia pachydermatis, 1179 nucleotides. RefSeq names its product translation initiation factor eif3 p40 subunit. Gene Ontology annotation, cellular component: cytosol; eukaryotic translation initiation factor 3 complex; cytoplasm. NCBI's taxonomy places the organism in Eukaryota, Fungi, Basidiomycota, Malasseziomycetes, Malasseziales, Malasseziaceae. The record is from RefSeq and is a predicted model, not a curated record. Gene Ontology annotation, molecular function: translation initiation factor activity; metallopeptidase activity; protein binding. The transcript has a single exon. The coding region runs from base 1 to 1179 and encodes 392 amino acids.
AUGAGCCACGCUGACAGUGCUGCAUCGGUAGCGCGCCGUGACGAAGCGAGCAAAGAGGCGGAGGAGGCCGAGCGCAUGCAGAUGACGGAGGCCGACCAGGAAAUGCUGAACAUGGACUCGGACGUCAUUGAAGAAGUGCAGCUGGAUGGUCUUGUGCUGAUGAAGAUCAUUAAGCACUGCAAGGACAACCAUGCUGCGAAUGGCAGCAAUGCGUGGGGUGCGUUGCUUGGUAUGGAUGUGGGCGGUACGUUGGAGGUGUCGAAUGUGUUUGGUCUCCCUGGCGCACGCAGCGAGCGUAGUGAGGAAGAGGAGCGCAACACGCGUUCGACGAUGCAGUACAUCGGCGAGAUGCUCCGUCUUCUGCGCCAGGUGAACACGGAGGUCAACCCGGUGGGUCUGUACCAGGGCGCCUUCCUGGGCCCCUUCCUGAACACAGCCGUGGUCGAUGGCCUGAACACACUCUCGGUGCUCAUGGAGCGCGAGGGCAACCAUGGCUGCGGCAAGGCCGUGCUGCUCGUGCACGACUACGCCCAACUCGCGGAGGGCAACACAGUGAUCAAGGCGUACCGUAUGGCGCCUGCAUUUGUCGAGGCGUACCGCAAGGGCAAGUUUACCGUGCAGAGUCUGAGUGAGCACCGUUUGACGUUCUCGAACAUACUAGAGGAGAUUCCUGUGCACAUCCACAACACGGCCCUUCUGAAUGCGUUCUUGGCUACAAUUACGACAGAGAAUGCCCCAGCGCCGCGUAUUGUGCCGCGGACUUCGAAGGAAAAGCUGAUGCAACCAGCUGAUAUGCAGGUGCCGUCGAGUUUCAUGGACUUGAACUUGGCGCUGGAGCCUGUGCUUGUGUCCACCGCUGAGUCGACGUUGGACGCGGCCGAAGCGUACGCGGCGGAAGCUGGUACCGUCGGCUACCAGGCGCGCCAAGUCGCGCGUGAAAAGGCCAAGGCGGAGGCGUUUGUGACGCGUCGCAAGGCCGAGAACGCGACGCGCGAGGCGGCGGGUCUCGCGCCUUUGCCACUCGACGAAGUGCACAAACUCUUCAAGAUCCCUGCAGAGCCGAACCGUUUGGAGAGCUUGUUGCUGCUGAACCAACUGGACCAGGCGGCGCACCGCCUCACGGAUACCGCUGCGCUCGGCGCUGUGCAACUGGAGGCGGCUCGCACUGGUACAGCGUAA